AUGGCUUGUUGCCAGCAGGGCCUGACUCUGCCUGUCUAUUCAAAAACACUAGGGGGAUCCAAGAUCCAAUCCUAUACAGAAGGGUCCUGGAAUGUCUCCCCGUUCCCCAACCUGCAGUCUUUCAAACAUGUCCGCCCAUACCUUUUGCAGGCAACUUGGAAAUUGGCCCAGUCAAAGUACAAUGCAAGACAGAGACAAAGUGAGACCAAACAAGACAGACAAACAGAAAGAUACUUACUGGCAGUCAAAGGUUCCAUGGGUUGGGACCCUGGUGGGUCUGAGAGAUCCCAGAAGAGCCCCCAAAUGUCAUAUGCCUGUAUCAUGAGCCCCCCAGAGAUCACCAGGAGUCCAAGCUUGUAUGCAAAAGCAAAGAGCCUUUAUUGCAAGAUCGAGCUUGUGUUUCCUGUCCAUUCUGACACAGCGGUUGGAUCAGGGAGAGCCUUGAGCUCAGCUAUGGCAGGAUUUUUAAGGAGUAAAGGAUGGCGGAUAGGGGAAUUCCAGAUUCAGAUGGGGAUUGAAUUCUUGAUUAGACAAGAGUCAGGUGAAGCCCCACCUGCUAUCCAGCUGCCCACACCUGCAGUCCAGCGCCCAAGCCCCAUCACACUUUUCCAGCCCAGCGUCUCCAGCACUGGCCCGGUGGCCGUCCCGCCUCCAAGUCUGACGCCCCGCCCAUCACUCCCACCUCAGCGCUUUACUGGGCCUUCCCAAACUGACGUUCAUAGGCUUCCUUCCGGAACCAGUCGCUCUGUGAAGAGACCCACUCCAGUCUCUCUGGAGAGCACCAGCAGGAUUCCAGCUGGUGCAAGUACUGCCCAUGCCAGAUUUGCAACCUCGCCUAUCCAGCCUCCCAAGGAAUAUGCCGGCGUUUCCAGUUGUCCCCGAAGCACUCCAAUUCCCCCAGCUACUCCCAUUCCACACUCACACGUCUAUCAGCCCCCGCCCCUUGGCCAUCCAGCUACACUGUUUGGGACGCCACCACGAUUCUCCUUUCAUCACCCUUACUUCCUUCCUGGACCUCAUUACUUCCCGUCAAGCACAUGCCCUUAUAGUCGGCCUCCUUUUGGCUAUGGAAAUUUUCCAAGUUCAAUGCCAGAAUGUCUUGGUUACUAUGAAGACAGGUACCAAAAGCACGAGGCUAUAUUUUCAGCUUUAAAUAGAGACUAUCCUUUCAGAGACUACCCAGAUGAGCACACACACAGUGAAGAUUCUCGAAGCUGUGAGAGCAUGGACGGGCCUCCUUACUACAACAGCCAUGGCCACAGUGGGGAAGAGUACUUGAAUCCCAUGCCUCCAUUGGACAUUGGAGCCUUGGAGAAUGUCUUCACAGCCCCAACAUCAGCUCCCUCUGGCGUCCAGCAAGUCAAUGUCACUGACAGCGACGAGGAGGAAGAAGAAAAAGUGCUCAGGAAUUUAUAAUUUAAAACAAAUAUGCACAGAAAAUAAACAUUUCUUAAAAUAUAUUCUGGGUCAGUUGGUGUGAGAAAAAAGCCUAGAAUGCUUUGCUGAGAGUUUUCAGCCAUGAUCUGAGGAGUCAGAACCAAAUGCCAUUCGUGUCUUCCUAAAUUCUCAUUAGUGACCCUGGAUUCCCGAUGCCUCAGCAUAGGGAUGUUAAAAUCUAGAGUAGUUACUUUCAUGGCUGAAAUUUGCACCAACAUGUGAUAGCAUUACUUUAUCUUGGAACAUUUGAAAUACAGAAAGCUCCCAGUGGCGUGUGAGGACACACAUGUGAGUAUAUAUCUGGCAUGGCAAGUGUGAUUAGAAUUUUAUCUCAGGGUACAUUUAUUUUAUUUUUCUGAAAAUUUGCUGUUUAUAUAUUUAUGAAUGUUGUCAGUUUUUAUGUAACAUUUUGAAAAUAUUUUGAUAAAUUGUAGACAUGAACUAGAGCUCAGUUGCUAAAUUUAAUUUACACUAAUAACCAUUUAUAAGUUGAAAAUGUAUUUUAAUGACACCUGGGCAGUUCCUUCAGAUACAGUCAUUUCUGUUACUGAACAUUUUAUCAUCAUUUUAACUAUCUUUCCCAUUUGGUAUGCAUUGUUGUAUUGUUGUUGUAACUGAAUAAACAGAUGAAAACACUCUU
Molecule: messenger RNA, 2077 nt
Organism: Peromyscus leucopus (white-footed mouse)
Lineage: Eukaryota; Metazoa; Chordata; Mammalia; Rodentia; Cricetidae
Product: transcription factor SOX-30-like
Exons: 3
Coding region: 1-1416 (471 amino acids)
Biological process (GO): regulation of transcription by RNA polymerase II
Cellular component (GO): nucleus
Molecular function (GO): DNA-binding transcription factor activity, RNA polymerase II-specific; sequence-specific double-stranded DNA binding
Source: RefSeq, a predicted model, not a curated record